ACAAACACACGUUACUAUUAUGUUGAAACAUUUGACAGGAACUAAUAUUACAUAUUUAUGUAACUGUUUAUCAGAUGCUUGUGUUCAGCAUGCCGAAAAUACUAGAGAAAUUCAGACAAGUUUCAAACUCGGAUAUCUGACAACUUGUAAUAAAUGGUUCAGGAGCAGGGAAGAGCAUUCUUUGAAGAACUUUGAUGAAAGUUUUUCAAGACUGCUACAUAUUGUGAUAGAUUUGGUACAGACAGAUGCUGACCCUUUUGUACUGUAUGCUGCUCGCCAAGCACUUGUAGCCCUGUUGGAACAUCCAAGUCAUAAGGUAGAAGUGAAAAAAUGCUUUCAUGGAGUAUUGGAUUGCCUUGGAAAAAAGGAAAUUGGCACAUUAAACAAAAACACAAUACUGGAGGUAACAUCUGACCUCCUUCAAGGAGAGUUAGCAAUCACUAUUCUAGAUGUUGUGAAACAGACAUUUCCUUGGCUAACAGAAAUCUUAUUAAGAUUACCAUUCCAAAAUGACAAUUUGAUUUUAUUGACAACGUUUAUUAUUUUGUGGAGAAAGUCAGCUAAGAAAUGUCAAGACCUGCAGUUAGAUUUGCAUUGGGUUAUGGACUUUGAAAACCUUCAACAAACUGUACAUAGGAUCAGUGUUACUGAGAAGCACCUGUAUUCCAGACAUGUGAUUCACUUGUUUAAAACGUUUUACUCCUAUGGCCAGAGUUUGUGUUUGAAGACCUCUCUUGAGCCUAUCUAUGUGAAACUAGGAACAGCAAUAAUACAAUGGGCCCUAGGCAGAGGAAUAUGCAACCUGUAUGAUGAAACUGCUUCUGGGUUUGGCGGGACACUGGUUUUUGUCUCCUGCAAAUCACAAAUGAAACCAGAAUUUGGAAAUUUGUCUUCUCUGCGACAGCUUGCUGCUUUACUUUUGUCUGUGGCUGCUACCAUUAUCCGGUUUUCUCAAGAUACAGAAGUUAAUCUAGCACUUCCAGACCUUUCCAAGUGUCUUCUCCAGCUGAACGACCAUGCUACUGUAACAGUGCAUGGCUGUGACCAUAGGGGUGAGUCUUUUGACUGGAUGACCACUGUGUUUGGUGACCAGGACGACACACUGAUGGAAGCCUUCUUAGAAGUACUGGACAUCUACUGUAUCACCAACAAGAGAUCAGAGACAUUCAGACCAUAUCUCGAGAAGCUGAUCACAACAAUAAAUCCACACCGACAGUUUUACCAGCUGUUACAAAUGACCAGCUUUGACCACAGUGUAUUGGUUGACCUUUUAACCUCUCCUGAGACUUGUGCCCUUCUGUAUCUUACACGUUACCUGAAGUGUGUGAUUAAUGAAUGGGGAAGUUUUGUGGAAACAUUAGACUGUCUCGGUAACACUGAUUACACCUGUAAACACUUAGACAGGAAGUGGGAUCCAGAAAAUUGUUUGACACAGAAUCGAGGCAGUGACUUCAUGAAAAAUUCAUGGGAAGAUGUCACAAAGUCUACUAUGGAAUCACAAAAAACAAACUCUGAUGAAAGAAAAAAUGUGGAGGAAGAAAAGAUUGCCAGUUCUAUACAAGAUAACCAAAGUACAGAUUAUCAAACUGAAAUAAAAUGCAAAUGUCCCAAAUCUCAAUUUGUCAUAGACUCAAAGCUAUUAGUGAAAACAAGUCAAGGUGAAAAAGAACAUGUUUCUGGUAUAGAGGACUGUCCUGAACCUAAAUCUGUUACAGACACAUUGCUGUCCAAACACAUCCGAAAUGAAGGUAAAACAAAUGAUACUGUCACAUGCACAUUGGGCUCAAGCGGGCUUUCACUGUUGGGACAGUACAGCAGUGAUGAUGAUGAUGAUGAUGAUGAUGAUGGGUUUUCUGGUCAAGUAACUACUGACAAAUUAGCAGCAGACAGUUCUCACAUCAUUACCAGUAUGGAUACCACAGAGACAGAACCUACGUGGUCAGGUGAUGUAUCAGAGUGUUGUGGAAAUCCAGUAAGUGAUUUAACAGGACAAUCUGAAUCUAUGGAAACCGAGGAAACCUGUGGAAAUACACUGGUGGUCAACAGAUGCCUUGACGAAACCAUGGCAACACUUAUACGACUCAGGCUGAAGUUGGAGAGUUUGUAUGAAGGUGGGCUCCUGGUGUACCAUCCCGGCCCCCUGGUCCGACUCAUCGAUCAGUGUGAGACACUGUACGAACAAUAACACAUACUGAUGUACUAUCCUGCCUCCCAAGUGUGACUCAUCACAGUGUGAGACACUGUACAAACAAUAACACAUACUGAUGGACUAUCCCGGCUCCCUGAUCUGACUCAUCACAGUGUGAGACAUUGUACGAACAAUAACACAUACUGAUGGACUAUCCCAGCCCCCUGAUCUGACUCAUCACGGUGUGAGACACUGUACGAACAAUAACACAUACUGAUGUACUAUCCUGCCUCCCUAGUCUGACUCGUCACAGUGUGAGACACUGUAUGAACAAUAACACAUACUGAUGUACUAUCCUGCCUCCCUAGUCUGACUCAUCACAGUGUGAGACACUGUACAAACAAUAACACAUACUGAUGGACUAUCCCAGCCCCCUGAUCUGACUCAUCACACUGUGAGACACUGUAUGAACAAUAACACAUACUGAUGUACUAUCCUGCCUCCCUAGUCUGACUCGUCACAGUGUGAGACACUGUACAAACAAUAACACAUACUGAUGUACUAUCCUGCCUCCCUAGUCUGACUCAUCACAGUGUGAGACACUGUUUGAUCAAUAGCACAUACUGGUGUACUAUCCUGCCUCCCUAGUCUGACUCGUCACAGUGUGAGACACUGUAUGAACAAUAACACAUACUGAUGUACUAUCCUGCCUCCCUAGUCUGACUCAUCACAGUGUGAGACACUGUACAAACAAUAACACAUACUGAUGGACUAUCCCAGCCCCCUGAUCUGACUCAUCACACUGUGAGACACUGUAUGAACAAUAACACAUACUGAUGUACUAUCCUGCCUCCCUAGUCUGACUCGUCACAGUGUGAGACACUGUACAAACAAUAACACAUACUGAUGUACUAUCCUGCCUCCCUAGUCUGACUCAUCACAGUGUGAGACACUGUUUGAUCAAUAGCACAUACUGGUGUACUAUCCUGCCUCCCUAGUCUGACUUGUCACAGUGUGAGACACUGUUUGAUCAAUAGCACAUACUGGUGUACUAUCCUGCCUCCCUAGUCUGACUCAUCACAGUGAGUAAAUUCACAACAGAGGUGGAAGUUAAGAGUAAAUUCUCUAUAGAGGUGGAAGUUAAGAGUAAAUUCUCUUUAGAGGUGUAUGUUAAAGAUAAAAUUCACAUUAGAAGUGGAAGUUGGAGUAAAUUCUCCGUGGAUAUGUACAUUAUGAGUUAUAGUAUCCUGACAUUUCCUAUCUGUAGUUUUGAAAAAUUGAAGUCUCCACAUGGAGCUAUAUGUAGUACAAAGUAAGCUGUAUUACAGCUAAGUAGUACAGAGGUCAUGUGUUUAACACCAUAAUUUAAUACACCCUUAUGUGUUGUGAGAAAAAGCUUGUUGAGUAAAUAUUAAAACCAU
Molecule: messenger RNA, 3549 nt
Organism: Ylistrum balloti
Lineage: Eukaryota; Metazoa; Mollusca; Bivalvia; Pectinida; Pectinidae
Exons: 5
Coding region: 20-2185 (721 amino acids)
Source: RefSeq, a predicted model, not a curated record